AUGGAGUACGGCGGUGGUGGUGGUGGUGGCAGUUCUACUGGUGGUGAUUCUUCCGAUAAAAAGAAACGUUACCAUCGUCAUACGGCUCUUCAAAUUCAGAUUCUUGAAUCGACUUUUAAUGCAUGUCCACACCCUGAUGAGAAAACAAGAAUGCAACUAAGUAGAGAGUUGGGUUUAGCACCAAGACAAAUUAAGUUUUGGUUUCAAAAUAGAAGAACCCAAAUGAAGGCACACCACGAACGCGCUGACAACUGCGCAUUGAGAGCCGAAAAUGACAAGAUACGAUGCGAAAACAUUGUGAUAAGAGAGGCCUUAAAAAAAUUGGUUUGCCCAACUUGUGGAGGCCCUCCUAUUGGUGAAGAUUGUUACUUUGAUGAACAAAAACUUAGAUUCGAAAAUGCCCAGUUGAAAGAAGAGUUGGAUAGAGUAUCUAGUAUUGCAGCCAAGUACAUAGGUAGACCAAUGUUGCAACUUCCACCAGUACAGCCAAUUCACAUGUCUUCACUUGACUUAUCAAUGGCUAGUAGUUAUGGUGGAGGUGGUGGUACAUCGAGUCGUAUGAUGAUGAUGAAUCAUCCCGGUUCUUCUUUAGAUCUUGAUCUUUUUACUGGUUCUGCGAUUGGUGCAUCAUCUAGCACAAGCAAUCCUGACCCUUUGUUUCAACAUCCUGUGCAUCUUUCCGAUAUGGACAAGUCUUUAAUGGCAGAUAUUGCUACUAAUGCCAUGGAUGAAUUGAUUAGGCUUGUGCAGACUAACGAACCGUUGUGGACAAAGGGUAGUAGUAAGGAUGGGAUGGAAAUCCUCAAUCUUGAUAACUACAAGAGGGUUUUCCCGCGGCCUAGUGAUACUUUGAAGAACCCAAAUAUUAGAACUGAAGCGUCUAAGGCUUCUAGUGUUGUGAUGAUGAAUAGUUUGCAAUUGGUCGACAUAUUUCUUGAUUCGAACAAAUGGGUCGAACUGUUUCCAUCAAUCGUGUCAAAAUCAAGAACGAUUGAAGUAAUCUCAUCAGGAAUGUUGGGUUCUCAAAGUGGCUCUUUACAACUGAUGUAUGAGGAAUUACAGGUGCUUUCGUCACUAGUUCCUACCAGACAGUUUUAUCUCCUGCGCUUUGUUCAGCAAAUUGAGCAAGGCUCUUGGGCGGUUGUCAAUGUUUCCUAUGAAGUUCCUCAGUAUAGUUCAUACAUUAACUCUCGAUUCAAAGCACAUCGCCUUCCUUCAGGAUGUUUGAUUCAAGAUAUGCCAAAUGGUUACUCAAAGGUCACAUGGGUUGAACAUACGGAAGUAGAAGAAAUUGCCCUGAUUGACCGGCUUUAUAGAGAUUUUAUUCACAGUGGUUUGGCAUUCGGAGCCAAACGAUGGAUAUCUUGUCUUCAAAGGGCAUGCGAAAGAAGCGCUUCUUUGAUGAUGAAUAAUGCUCCCUCCCAUGAUCUUGGAGGAGUUAUUCCAUCGCCCGAAGGCAAGAGAAGUAUGAUGAAGCUAUCACAAAGAAUGGUAACAAACUUUUGUUCAAGCAUAAAUCCAUCUAAUGGAAAUCAAUGGACAUCUCAUUCUGGUAUGAAUGAGUUUGAGGUCCGAGCCACAUUACACAAAAGCACAGAUCCUGGUCAGCCUAAUGGCAUGGUCCUUAGUGCUUCUACUACCAUUUGGCUCCCGGUUUCUCCCCAAAACGUCUUUGAUUUCCUUAGAGACAGCAGGACUAGACCACAGUGGGACGUUCUGUCGAACCAAAAUCCAGUACAAGAAGUAGCACAUAUAUCAAACGGGUCGCAUCCUGGGAAUUGUAUAUCUGUUCUUAGGGCAUACACUCCAAGCCAGAACAACAUGUUAAUACUACAAGAAAGCUGUACAGACACAUUAACAUCACUAGUCGUAUACUGCCCAGUCGACUUGCCAGCAAUUAACAUAGCAAUGAAUGGUGAAGACCCGUCUUACAUUCCUUUACUACCAUCCGGUUUCAUCAUAACAACAGACGGCCACAACGAGAUAAUCACAUCCUCACAACUCAAUACAGACGGUGCUUCCACUAGCAACACGGACGUUGUCUCCAACGAUCAAGGUGUCACGUCAACUGGCUCAUUGGUUACCGUCGUUUUUCAAAUACAAGUAAGCAGUUUACCGGCUGCUAAAAUGAGCCCGGAAUCAUUAGCAACAGUUAAUAACUUGAUAACAAACACAGUACAUCAAAUUAAGGCUUCUUUAAAUGGAAGUUCUACUGCUACUACAACUAAUAAUUUAAUUAACUAAUUAAAAGCUAGUGGAUAUGCAUAAAAUGUCAAGUUUUUGAGAGGGGGGGUUAGUUGAGGAAGGUGUUAAAUGCAGCUGGUUUCAUCAUCAAUGGCAGAAGUUGAGUUAAUAUUAAUAUUAUUGCUGCAUCAUCCUGCUACACUGUGGCUGUGGCUCUCUGUCAUACUUCAUUUACCAUCUUCAACUACUACACAUUCAUUUACAUUU
This is a messenger RNA of Erigeron canadensis, 2451 nucleotides long. Its product is annotated as homeobox-leucine zipper protein HDG11-like. The record is from RefSeq and is a predicted model, not a curated record. The coding region runs from base 1 to 2244 and encodes 747 amino acids. Gene Ontology annotation, molecular function: DNA-binding transcription factor activity, RNA polymerase II-specific; DNA binding; lipid binding. Lineage: Eukaryota; Viridiplantae; Streptophyta; Magnoliopsida; Asterales; Asteraceae. The transcript is spliced from 10 exons. Gene Ontology annotation, biological process: regulation of DNA-templated transcription.